GUCCUAAGGCCAACACAUCAGAGCGCAGAGCCGCCAUGUCUGCAGGGCAGCAGUUCAUCAAAGACAAGGGCUACAGCCAUAAGACACAGAUCCAAGUGCUUCCUGCAGGAGCUGAGACCACGUUGUUCAAGCAGUUCUUCAGUGACUGGAAAGACAGGGAGCAGACGACAGGACCCAGUAAGGCCUACACCAUCGGCCGCAUAGCUAAAGUGGAACAAGUCCCCUUUGAUGCCUCCACCCUCCACUCAAACAACGCCAUGGCAGCUCAGCAUGGCAUGGUGGACAACGGCAAGGGCAAGAUCCAGAUCUGGAGAGUUGAGAACGGUGACAGGGUGCCUGUGGAUCCUGCGAGCUACGGUCAAUUUUUCGGUGGAGACUGUUACCUCAUCCUGUACAGCUACGGACAAGGAGGCCGGGAGCAGCACAUCAUUUACACCUGGCAGGGACUGAAGUGCACCCAGGACGAACUGGCAGCUUCAGCGUUCCUCACAGUGAAGCUGGAUGACUCAAUGGGAGGAGCCCCAGUUCAGGUGAGAGUGACUCAGGGUCAGGAGCCCCCGCACCUGAUGAGCAUCUUCCAGGGCAAACCCAUGAUCAUUCACAGCGGAGGCACCUCCCGCAAAGAUGGUCAGUCCCGGCCUGGCAGCGUCCGCCUCUUCCACAUUCGUCAGAGUUCUUCUGGUGCCACCCGGGCCGUGGAGGUCCAGGCCUGUGCCUCCAACUUGAACACCAACGAUGUGUUUGUGCUGAAAAGCCCGAGCGGCCUGUUUGUGUGGCGGGGAGUGGGCGCCAGUGGCGAGGAGAUGGAGGCCUCGAAGCACGUCGUGGGGUUUCUGGGUGGCAGUCCGACUCACGUGUCGGAGGGCAAGGAGCCAGGUAAUUUCUGGGAUGCUUUGGGCGGCAAGAAGGAGUACCAGACCUCCAAGAGUCUGCAGAGCACGGCCAGACCCCCACGUCUUUUUGGCUGCUCCAACAAAACAGGAAGACUUAUUGUUGAAGAGGUGCCAGGAGACUUCACACAGUCAGACCUGGCUACUGAUGAUGUCAUGAUCCUGGAUACCUGGGACCAGCUUUUCCUUUGGGUGGGCAACGAGGCUAACGCCGAGGAAAAGAACGGAGCUCCCAAAAUAGCAAAAGACUACGUGGACUCAGACCCCUCGGGCCGCAGAGGUCUGCCCAUCACUACCAUCAAACAAGGAGCAGAGCCCCCAACUUUUACUGGCUGGUUCCAGGCUUGGGAUCCUAAGAUGUGGGAGAAGGACCCGUUGGACAGAAUCCGUGCCCGUUUCUAAUGGCAAAACUUCAGGCUCUUUUUUUUUUUCCCCACUAGGGCUCUUCGGUACUCUGCGCUGUCGUUUCCAUUUUCUGUUUUAUCUUAACCCCCAAGUGCCACAACUGUUAUCAGGUUGAAUUUUUGCCACUUGGCCUAAAUUAUGGAUCACGUGCACUAGACUUUGUUGACAAAAACACAUCAGGCGUCAGGCGAUGCCUCUCACAGACACAAGUAGUUUAUGCAGGCUUGUUGCCAUUGCACUGUCAGAAGGUUAAAACAAUACGAACAGAAAACAGAGCCCAGUUGUUUUGAACACCUGCAGAUGUUCUCUAUUUCUGUUUCUCAUUCUGGCACACAGUGUACAGUAAAACUAGUACUGUGCACCAGAAAAGGUGGUAACAAAACCUAAUACAGCUCCGUAAGUACCGGGUACAAACCAGGUACCUACAGGCUGUUUAAUGAAGUUACUCGUUUCCCUGUACUUAUUAGGCAUGAACCAGGUGUGUACCAGGUAGUUAUUUGGUACUUACCAGGGACCUCUUAACUUCUCAGAUAUUUAUGAAGAACAUACUGGGUAAUUACUAGGUACUUACCGUUACGUAUCCGUUACCCAUCUUAUAAUUAUGUACUUGGCAUGUAGAUAUCUGAUUCCUACCUAGUAUGCAUAUACUGAGUACCUACAGGCAUAAGGCUGAGAGUGACGUGUUACCUAGUACUUACCAGGCUGUAUUCUGUAUUGCUACCAAAAAGCCUGGUCCUCCACCCCACACGUGUGUAUGUGCUAUGUUGAUUCAUCAGAAGGUUGUAUAGAAUGUUUCUCAGAAGCUGCACUUGUCAUAUUCCCUGCUUGUGUAUUUUAAGAGAUGUUAUUUGUAAACGUUACUUGAGUCCUCUUUUUAAAUUGUCCUGAAAUGGUCUGGCUUUAAAUAAAGUUGUAACAUUUGGAUUUAUAUAAGAAUGAUGGAAUAAAAUCAAAAUGCACAUUACAUCAACCAC
This is a messenger RNA of Nematolebias whitei (Rio pearlfish), 2269 nucleotides long. RefSeq names its product gelsolin. Gene Ontology annotation, cellular component: actin cytoskeleton; cytoplasm. Lineage: Eukaryota; Metazoa; Chordata; Actinopteri; Cyprinodontiformes; Rivulidae. Gene Ontology annotation, biological process: barbed-end actin filament capping; actin filament severing; actin polymerization or depolymerization. Gene Ontology annotation, molecular function: actin filament binding; phosphatidylinositol-4,5-bisphosphate binding. The record is from RefSeq and is a predicted model, not a curated record.